This is a messenger RNA of Fusarium redolens, 2441 nucleotides long. RefSeq lists its product as uncharacterized. NCBI's taxonomy places the organism in Eukaryota, Fungi, Ascomycota, Sordariomycetes, Hypocreales, Nectriaceae. The coding region runs from base 233 to 2314 and encodes 693 amino acids. The transcript is spliced from 4 exons. The record is from RefSeq and is a predicted model, not a curated record.
ACUGCAUCAACAUUGGAGACGAUAAUACUCGACGCAUGCCAGCCGUCUCCCGACACUGUCAAUCGCACUACAGCUUAAUGGUUAUGACAGUUGUGCUUGGAGUUUAAUAUUCGACAAUUCUUAAUAUUCUUACGCCCAUUUCACUUUCUCGCGGAGGAAAUCACACUUGACGAUCAACAUCUCUUUGUUUGUUUGGAAGCUUUGAGUAUAUGCGCUAGCAUACAACGCCAACAUGGGGAUCGCUCAUUACGAAGGUGCUCGCCUUCAACCUCGCACCAACAUUGAAGAUGUCUCUUCAGCUUCUCAAAAUGGAGUCGCAUCGUCUUCCUCGAUCUUUCGUCGGCUCGUCAGCCGAGAGAACUGCCAAGAAACGAACAGUUGUGCAGCAUCCAGCGCCAACUCGAACUUGGUAGUUCCCAUCGUUGUCGCUAUUGUGGUUCCUAUCGUUCUCAUCGCAAUCUUCCUGUACUACCUCCACCGUAAGAACAUGAAGAGGCAGAUGCUCGAGGAUGCGAAUGAUCCUCACAAGAGCCUGGACUUUGGACUCGACGGGGCCGGCGCAAAGAAGUCUGCCCGCCGAAGUCUCUUUAUGGGAGGGGGUGAGAAGGGCCUCAACCAUAAACCCAGUCAGCUCUCGAUGGACAUGAACCUCUCUUCGCCCUACCUGCUGCCACCCGGUCUGCAGGAGUCGCGAGAGUCGCUGAACUCUUUGGCUAAGUCUUUGGGAAAUGAUAAUCAGGACCCUUACCAUCCUCGUAAUUCUGGCAAGCCUGGUAGCAUGAAGAUGCCCCCAUCUCGCAUGAACUCUCUGCCUGAGACGCCAGUCUCUGCAUCCGAUUCCAAGGUCGAUCCAUUUGGCACUCCCAAGGCGCCUGCGCCAACUCACCAGCCAAACUCUCCUUUCGACGAGAAGGACGGAUUCCACCCUGCUCCCAUCAUUCCUGAGAUUGGAGUCGUUUCCGAUUUUGAUGAGAAGCGUGACGGCGCCACCGUACAGCCACCUCCCGCAGUGAGGAGCAAGACUCCUGAGUUUGAGUUGCCCAACUUCUCUUCGGAGCCCGCGAACGAUUUCCCUCUACCUCCUGCCAGGGAGCAUGAGGCCACCGGUCUGGGUUUGAACUUCUCUCUUCCUCAGCCUAAAUCCCCAACUGUGACUUCCCCUGAUGCUCCCAAGUCCGCUCCUCUCCCCCACGACCGCCAGAGUGAUGGUUCCAACUAUCAGUCCUACACCCCCGCGGCUGACAUUUCAAGUUACUACGAAGACCACGAGGACGACUCCCGUGGUCGCACUAUGCAACGUACCUCAUUCGUUGAGGAUACACCUCAGUAUCAAGGCCUAGGAGUUCCUCAACAGGAUAACAAGAGACUCUCGGUCGGAUUCCGCCCCCUUCCUCCGGAUGAGAUCACUGAGUCCGAGGAUCCCGAAUACCGUGCCAACCGUAUCCGUUCUUUCUACAAGGAGUACUUCGAGGAUACCAAGGAGGCACCCCCACCUAUGCCCCCCAUGCCCCCAAUGGCUCAAGGCAGAGGCGGCCCUCAGUACUACGAGGAUGUUGACCAAGGCUUCAUGAUGGGCGGUGACCAAGCUUACUUUGAUCCUGAGACAAAUGCCUUUGUCAUGCCCUACGCUCAGCCCGUCACUCGCCGUGCCAUGACACCUCCUCCAGCUGGCCGCCGCCCCGGCCCCGGCCGUCCUGGACCUCGUCCUCGUGGCCCCAACGGUUCUAUCGGAGGCAUGAGCUACCAGAGCGGACCUGGAGGGCGUUCCCGCGCCGGUUCUGCUCUUGGCCCUCGACCUGACUCUUCAGCCUCAGCCCGAAUCCGACAACCCCCCAGGAAGAGACUUCCACCACCCGCACCCUUGACCACCCUUCCAACUCCCUCCAAGCUCAAGGAUGAUAACAUUGCCCUCAUCAACGCCGCCGACUUUGCUCCUCCCAACACUAUCCGCGACACUGCGGCUGGUCGCUCUCAAAGUCCCUUCGGCGAGCGACGACCUUACUCGCCCUCUGUUCCUGCUGCUCAGACUCUUGUCUCGCCUUUCGAGGAGCUGACCGCUCUUCCCAGCCCUCAUCUUCUCCGCAAAUCCAGUACAUUCACUGGACUUGACUUCGCACCUCCUAAGAGAUUCAAGGAUUCAGACACCAUGAGCGACGCUGGCAGCAUCAAGAGUAACCGCAGCGGCAUGUCCCAGGCUCAGCUUGGUGCCAUCCGCGGCGGAGCUGGACGUGUAAGUCGCCUGCCUGGCGACCAAGUGUUCACCCAACAAGCGUUGCAAGAUACAUUGAAGCCUUCAUGGGGAAUCCGACCUUGAUGAAAGGUAGCGCAACAACACAUGCAGUGGAUUGGCCGAUGGAUUGGCUACCACUGACUUGUCAAAAACUUUCAUAGUGUUGUCUUUUGACAUUGCAUUACACACAGCGUGCGCCGGUCUUGGUCAA